Messenger RNA from Liolophura sinensis, 6373 nucleotides. Its product is annotated as cold shock domain-containing protein E1-like. Bases 330 to 2780 code for a protein of 816 amino acids. Gene Ontology annotation, molecular function: nucleic acid binding. The record is from RefSeq and is a predicted model, not a curated record. Lineage: Eukaryota; Metazoa; Mollusca; Polyplacophora; Chitonida; Chitonidae. The transcript is spliced from 18 exons.
GCAUGCCUCCGGCUGUGCUGAUUUGGGCACUCCAGUUUAUGUAGUUGUAGCUCAACUCUUUCCUUCUCCAAGAACGAACAAAGAAGAAAAGGAUUCUUUUUCGAUCAGCAAAAACUUCUAAAACAACACAACAGAAAAAUUGAUUCAAUUUAGUGGGUGCCCAAUCCAAAAACUGCACAUGCUGCGCAUCUGAGGAUUCCAAGUUCUGCACGUAUUCUCACGGUUACUUAGACGACGACAACAACGAUCACAACUCGAGUGAACAACUGUUCUGCUUUUACUCUUCCUCAAACAGAGGCUGAAGUAUACACCUGGUUGAUGAAAACUCUAUGACCUGUGCAAACGGAAUGAACAGUCCUCAGUGGAAAAAUUUCCAGCCGCCAAUGCAGGACCCUGCCAUCUUAUCUUUUCAACGAUCCUCAAACACAAUGAAUGCCACUCUGAUUCAACAGCCCAACAGUAAUGGCAUAGUAAGGGAAACCGGAUUUGUCGAAAAACUUUUGCAUUCCUAUGGUUUUAUCCAAUGCUGUGACAGGGAGGCCAGACUUUUCUUUCACUUCAGUGAAUAUAAUGACAGUAUAGACAACAUGAAAAUUGGAGAUCCAGUGGAGUUCCAGAUGUCGUAUGACCGGCGUACCGGGAAGCCUGUGGCCUGCGCUGUGACAAAGGUAGAAAGCCCACUUAUUGAUGUGGAGGUCCUCAGUGAGGAGAAAUAUAAAGGAACAAUAGUACAAGAAGCUAAACCUCUAAAGAACAAAAAUGGCUCAUUACCUCAGACUGUUGACGGACUGGGGCGCGUGACAUAUGAACACAAUGGAGAGUGCUUUUUCCUGCCCUACGGGGUAGAAGACAUCGUGGAUUCCAGCGUUAAGCUGAAAGCUGGAGAUCAAGUCAACUUUUCAAUAUCCACUGACAAAAGGAACGGGAACAUCCGUGCUAGACAACUAGAUGGGGUGUCGUCUCCUCAGUCAGAGCGACAUCAGGGAGUUGUGUGCUCAAUGAAAGAGAGCUUUGGCUUUAUCGAGCGCGCUGAUGUUGUGCGAGAAAUAUUCUUUCACUACAGCGAAUUUAAAGGGAACAUCAACGAAUUGCUUCUAGGAGAUGAUGUGGAAUUCAACGUUCAAACUAGAAAUGGUAAAGAAGUGGCUGUGAACAUUAUUCGACUGGCUGAAGGAACAGUUAUCUUUGAAGAUAUCGCCCUGGAUAGAAUUAAAGGGACUGUGUUAAAAACUUUGAAAGGGGCGAACAGUAGAAGACAGAGUGAUCCCUUGGCUGGAAGGAUUGGCUACACGACAGCAAAAGGGCUGGUUGAAAUACCAUAUGGAGAUAAGGACCAAAUCGGGGAUUUCACUCUCCUCACAGGGGAUGUGGUGGAGUUUAACAUAGCUACUGACAGAAGAGACAAGCUUCAGAGGGCCACACAUAUAGAGCUACUAGAUGAAACAUUCGUGACAUCAUCUGAAAAGCGAGAUACGGGUGUUGUGUCCUCGCUAAAGGAGGGGUUUGGCUUCAUCCAGUGUACAGAUCGAGAUGCACGCAUGUUUUUCCACUUCAGUGAGCUGAUGGACAGCUCAAGGGAGAUCACUCUUCAGGACGAAUUGGAAUUUACUGUGGUCCAGGACCCAACCAAUCGACAAAUCGCUAUUCGGAUCAAGUAUCUACCUAAAGGUUCUGUGUCUUUCCUCAAUGUUCUCCCUCUGAAAUACAUUGGCACCGUGGAUCGGGAGCCAGCAACUCACAAAAGCCCAACUAAGAACAAAGAAAGUGAUAUUGGGAACAUAGUGUUCGAUUAUGAAGGUGCUAUAGAAAACAUACCAUACCACCUCAAAGACGUCGUUGACCCAAAAUGCCUCCCCAGAUAUGGCGACAAGGUGGAUUUUCAAAUUGCUGAACAAAAGCGGAAUAAAGCCAAGAUUGCAGUGAACAUCAAGGUUGUCUUGCGGAACACUGCGACUAAAUGCUAUGGAUUUAUUGCAACUCUGAAGGAGAACUACGGCUUCAUUGAGAAUUCCGAACAUGACAAAGAGGUGUUUUUCCACUUCAGUGCCUAUGAUGGGGAUGCAUCUGAGUUAGAUCUCGGAGAUGAGGUGGAGUAUACACUCACUCGCAAAAGUGCCAAAAUUAGUGCCGAAAACAUUCGGCGUGUAACUAAGGGAACAGUAGCCCCAGAGGAAAUUCAGCGUGACAAGGGAAUCCUCCAGGGGAAGAUAAUCCGUCCUAUGCGGAUCGUGAACCCGGAACAAGAGGAGUAUGCUGGGUUAGUGCAGGUUGGAUUUGACGAUGAUGUCAAGACAACCUACACAUACGGGAUCACCAGUCUGGCUGACAAAAGAGACUUCCUACAACAGGGAGACGUAGUCAAGUUUCAGCUAGCCAUGGUCAAGUCUAACGGGAAGGUCAGAGCGGUCAACAUUGCUGCCACCAGAAAGUACAUUCGGGCUAAAGUGGACUCUGUCAAAGGACAGUUUGGGUUCAUUAAUUAUGAGGCUGAAGAAGGGAAGAAGUUAUUUUUCCACAUGACUGAAGUUCACGAUGGAGCUGAUAUUCAAAUUGGAGAUGAGGUUGAAUUUGUUGUGGUACAAAACCAAAGAAAUGGCAAAUAUUCAGCCUGCAGUCUUCGUAAACUAACUGACCAGCGUCGUCCAGAACGAUUACUCAGCCGCUUAAAGAGCAUGAAUGACGACCCUACGGGACCCAAACUGACAGUCCUGCGCCAGCCUAAAGGCCCGGACGGAUCAAAAGGAUUCGCAAAAAGAGUGUUGUGGAAUCGCUCUUCAUAAAAGCCACACAGUGGUAUUGGCUUCCAAAUGUUGUCUUAAAUGAAAGAACCAUCUUAUGACUCUUUAAUGAUACAAAGAAAAGAAAAAAAAAUGGUGAUUUUUCGUCUCAUUCAGAGGUUUUAUUAUGCCCGCUUUUUUGUAUGGGCAUGGUUUGUUUAAACACUGAAAAUAGGAGACAGUUUUUUUGUGUCAGAGAAAAAAAAUGUUGGAAAAUAUUUUGGGAGUAUUCACUUUAAAAAGAUGUAAGUUUCAGUAAAUUUAAAUACAUGUAAGCAAUGCAAUAUGGGGGCUUUUCUUGCUAAGGUUGGCAUACUUCUGGUCAGUAUGAAGUGGUGGAUUUCACCUUCUACAGCAGUCUCAGUAUUAUUGAGUGUUUUAUGGUGUUCUAUAAAAAAAAAGGGUGACAAAAUCUGCAUAAAUGUUAAAAAGAGCAAAAAGUUAGCUGUAAGUACUAAUUGAAACCUUGUAGGCGUCAAAUGCUUUGGAUAUGUUCCGAUUUCAAGGCCAAUCUCCUGUAGUGAAUUCACUCAUCACCUACGUCAAGUGGUUCUUGUGUUAUUUUUACCUCAGAUUUUAGUUUUCAGGAAUUCUGUGAAAUUCUUUUCCUUUUAGUUCGGCCAUGUCAGUUUUGAUGUAUCUAAAUUCUGUUGUUUUAACUUUAUGUUAUGUUUUAUGUGCGUUAAUGUAAACGUUUUUAAUUCUGAGUUCUGAUUAUGUUGAGGGCAUUGCAUGAAAUUGUGUAUCUCCACUUAAAAGCUUCGCUCACAAUAUAUAUAUAUAUAUUUUUUUUUUUUUACAUCUGCUACAGUUUUGUGUAUAUCUCAGCUUAUUGCUUGUCACUGGCCUUCUUGUAUUUGGUGCUACUUAGAUCAGUUCAGUUGCUCUAAAACAUUUAUUCAUUUUUGUCCAACAUUUUUACGUCUUUCUCAGUGUCAACAGAGGCAUGUGAUAAAUGUAGUGUAACUAAAAUCUCUAGUACCACUGCUGCCAGCCUACAGAGUCAGCUUCUGCAAUUGUCGUUUUUCAUUAUUACUUGUAUCGUGAGUAUGUUGUGAUCCCCUGUAACCAGUGUCAUGUCUGUAGCCACCAUUUUUUCUUUGUAUUGUUGUUGCCCUCUUCUAAUUUCCUCAUUUACAAACUGCAGUUACACCCGGGUGGGUUUAAUGUGACUGUGGCAGUGGAACCCAUCUCAGGUUGUUCCUGAUCGCUCAGUGAAAUGGUUACAGUAAUAAAUGUGAUCUACUUUAAGCCUGUGGUGGCUGUAAUACCUAGUACUUUAAGCCUGUAGUGGCUGUAAUACCUAGUACUUUAAGCCUGUAGUGGCUGUAAUACCUAGUACUUUAAGCCUUUAGUGGCUGUACUUAAAUAUGGAACGGUAUCUCUUGAAACUUAGUAAGCACCCUCCACCCUCUUUCAAGUGUGAUCAAGCCUCUAUUUUAGGGCUGGUGUUUCUUGUGCCAGUUUCGUGUGGUGCUUUUUAAAGUUCCUGUACUAGGUAUAGCAGGCGUUAUACUGAAAACUGCUUCCUCUACAUUUGCACUAUUUGUCCCCGCCAGCGCUUUCCAUCCACAUCAUCUUUGUUUCCUCAUCUUUUGUCGGGAGAUUUUAAGAUCAGGCCUGCUCUUGAAAGACUAGACACUGUAUGUGAUUAUCUACACUACUUUUGUCGGGAGAUUUAAAGAUCAGGUUGCUGUCACCUGGUACAUUGAUAUCAAUUUAUUCAGGGUCCAGCUUUUCAGAAUGAACAUCUGUGAAGGGGCUCAUUGGCUAACAAAAAGAUCAGUCUGGUCUUCACAACUGCCAAGCAAACUCCCAGACAGCUCCAGACUUUACGUGCGGUCUGCCCUUGAAAGACUAGAGACAUUGUGAUUAUCUACUCUAUGCAGAUUGAUUGUUUUAACACCAACAGAGAUUAUGUUUGCAUCUCGCAUAAUUUACAAAGCCUUUCUUCAACAGGUAUGUUGGGGUCGGAGAUUCACAAUAGUACACAAUAUGUUUCAGCAGUCGUUACCCACUACAAGUGUUAAUUAGGGAUGAUGUAACCUUUAUUUAAAAUAUUGCCAAAAAUAGCAUAAUAUUAAAUGUUAAGAACGUUGAUCUCAGCUUUGUUUUCCUUUAACCUCAUUUUUUGGACAGACUUCGAAACAUUGUUAUUGCAGUGUAACUCGUAAUGACAGAUUGACAGAAGCUUCAUGGGAGACUGUUCUGUUAAAGAUGUUGAACUCUCCUCCAUUUCUUAGAAAAUCAGUGUUAAAAUCUUUGUGGUUUCCAUAACCUGGUUCAGAGUCAGUGCACCUGGCAAGUGAUGACAGUGGCUUUGCUCAGUGUACCUAUUUUGGAAUGGAAAGCAGUGCCAAGAGGUAAAUUGAUGAAAGUUCAUGGAUUGCUAAAGAUUUUAAUGUGCUGGUGCAUUCUAAUGACUGAAUUGAAAUCCUCAUUAUUGAGGGGUAUUGAAUACGUGAACGAUGUCUUAAAGCUUUACAGUUUGGCUUCUUUCUUGCAUAAAGGUUGCCCGACCCCCACACCCCCGACCCCCCUCAAAAGGAAAAAAAAAAAGGAAUUUCUGUAUGGACUGUUACUUGAAUCUGUUUUUCGCGGCCAUGAACUCAUUUUGCAUGCAUUGAUUUUAAGAUUUUUGCACACUGAGCCACGGCGUGGUCAAUAUUGUAUAUAUUUUCUUUUUUGUGAUACCUCUUUUUUUAAGGGGAACGCACUGUAAUGUCAAUUCCUAUUCUGUCGUGAUGUGAUAUUAUGUAGGACUAUUAGGUAUCUGCAUCAGAGAGAAAUAAAUGUUUAUCAGCUGUUGUCCUAUGUACUAUAACCUUCAGCGUUCGACCUCAAUUCUGCCCAAGAGAUGUCGCUAGUCUACGGCAAUAUAUAUAUAUAUAUAUGUACAAAGAGAGAGAGGCCUGGUGCUGUAUAUGGAAAGGGGUGUCGAAAGAACACUGUUUUGAGUUAACUUGUUUUGAGUUAUACCCGUUGUUGUAUUUUGUGUAAUCUGAGGGGCUUUGUGUAAAUGUUUAACUGUGUUAUAAAAGGGGUGUUCAAGAAAAAGGCCUCCCUGUCACAGCUUUGACCCUAAAGCUUUGAUGGAUAUGCAAUUAGCUAGUAGACAAUCUGUCCCUGUCACAAAUUCUGGCUACUCGAAGAGUUUUACUGGACGCGAAAUCAAAGAGCACUGAAAAACGUUCGUGCAACUGAUGAUCAUAUGUGCUGCGUGAGUUGCAUUUCGGGCUCACUCUGUGAAGGUAUUCUGGAUUAUCCUGUUUUGGAAAUAAAUGUUACAAGUGAUGAUCCGGACCGUUCUUUUGGUUCUGUUAUUUGUUAACAGCGCUAUAUAAUUCAUUGAUAUGGGAAAUGUAUUCUCCGUUUCUUGUCUGUAGGUAGUUGGAUAUUGACUUUUGACUUUGGAUAAAUUUAUCCUUUUAGAUUAGGUUCGAGUUUGGGAUGCCUGCGUCCAGUUUGGACUUCAUUUUCAAUAAAAAUUAUGCAUGGUCAUUUUUUUUAAUAGUUAUUCUCCCAGAGGUUGGGUGACGUAGUUCAGGGGUACGGGUUCAGUUCCGAUCUUCGACUAAUGUUUACACUGAUAUAGG